ACAACUGUAUCGUCCACGGACGCCGUCUCAGAACGGGCCGCAGAUCUGGGUAGAUAUCCCCUGUUUGCCCUGUCACUGGCUCGACGACACGGUGGCUGGCAGCCCAUAUAAAAGAAGGGAACGAGGCUCUUUGGAGUUUCGAGUCGGAACGACGGAGGGGUUCAGGGCGAAGCUGUAGCUUGCAAACCCACCCGGAUGGUCUUGUCCGCAACUCUGGACACGCUGCACCUUCCGCUGAACGUUUGCUGCAUUGAUGACCGAGCAAGGCUUCUCAACCCUCCUCGCAUCGCCACUCUGAAGUGUCCCUGCCCACAGCGACUGUGCUCCCAGCCUGGAAACACAAUGAGGAAAAAGCAUCGCUUCGCAGCGUUCCAUACCCCUGGUGUUCGGAACAGGCUGGAAGACUACCGAGUUGGAAGCCGAGGGUUGGGCGUCUCAAGUUCGCGAAUUGGUUGUCCCAGCCCUCUUCAACGCAACCGUACGGCCCCUGGCUUGCGUAUACGGAGGAUAGCAAAAGUGGAAGCCCAUGAGCUUCUGCACCAACCUUCCGAUGUCUGUCUCAGCAUCCGUCGACCGCGUAUCCCUCGGGAUAUGGGCGGACGGUAUUCCAGCUUGCAAAGAAGCUUACAAGCCUGCCAAACUGCCUGACUUGCCAUGGCCAUCAGUGCCCCUCCUGCUAGGGUGCAUUGGGGGCGCGGCGUUAUCGAUGUCUCAGAUGCUGACUUCGAAAUCGCCGCUAUCCAGCGCUCACUGUCAAUUUCCACCGUCGUACAGACGAUGGCAUAAAAGGCGGCCCCGCGGGUUCCGUGAUGGUCAUGGGAUCGCCCUCGCUUGGACCGCCCUUUCCCUUGC
This is a messenger RNA of Parathielavia appendiculata, 852 nucleotides long. RefSeq lists its product as uncharacterized. NCBI's taxonomy places the organism in Eukaryota, Fungi, Ascomycota, Sordariomycetes, Sordariales, Chaetomiaceae. Bases 196 to 648 code for a protein of 150 amino acids. The transcript has a single exon. The record is from RefSeq and is a predicted model, not a curated record.